CUGCAAACAACACCAAUGGCUGAAUCAACCAGCCCUCCGGUACGAGAGAGGACUGAUCCCAUUGCGGUCGUGAGCCGCAACUUGCAUUCUCGGUAUCCGAAAAUGCUAAUCAUCUCCAACACAGAGCUUUCUCUAAACGAUGGCGGCUACGAAGUGUACGCCAAGGACAAUGUUAUCUUCAACUUCAAAUUCAAGAGUUCAUUCUUUGGUCCAAGAGUUUUGCUCGACGCGGAUGGAAACACGAUCCUAACGUUCGUGCAAAAGAAGCUAACUUUUGGAACUAAAUGGAUAGUGUUCAGAGGUAACAGCACAAAGUCAAACGACAUAAUCUUCUGCACCAAAAGAUCUUCAGAUAUCUAUCCAGAACAACUUGAUGUCUUCAUGGGGGAUGAAGAAACAGAAGAUUAUUGUGACUUCAAAAUCAAAGGCAACUGGUUUGACCAAUCAUGUACCAUUUAUGGUACAGAUGGCUUCACUAGCAUUCCUGGCAACCCCGACAUUGCUAAGAUGAUAAUGAUGAAUCCCAAGCAUCUAUCAAUUGGACAAGAAAAGUUUGGUGUGUUGAUUUACCCUGAAGUUGACCACGCUUUCAUUGUUGCACUUGUUUUGAUCAUGAAAUUGACUAGAGAUAUUGAUUUAAGAAAGCAUUGUUCCCAUGGAUGGUGAAGGGAGACAAUGAAAUUAGUUGACAUGGAGAGGACUGUUGAUAUGUUUGUUUCAAAACAUCUAUUUAUUAUGUUUGAGAAAUAAUUGUUUUUUAUUGGUGUAUCAAAACUUGUUACAACAUUGUAUGAAGUUUGGUUCCUAGAUUCAAACCCCUUUUGUGAAUCAUUAGAAUUUGGUCUAUAGACUACAAUUCAUGUCACAUGUAAAACAAUAAUUGAUAUAACAAUUUAACGUAUUUUUUCA
Helianthus annuus (common sunflower) is the source of this 909-nucleotide messenger RNA. Its product is annotated as protein LURP-one-related 10. NCBI's taxonomy places the organism in Eukaryota, Viridiplantae, Streptophyta, Magnoliopsida, Asterales, Asteraceae. The transcript has 3 exons. The record is from RefSeq and is a predicted model, not a curated record. The coding region runs from base 16 to 666 and encodes 216 amino acids.